UGCAACAAAAGAUUAAAACUCAAGUGAUUAAAACAUAAACGUACCUGCCAAAAGUAAACAAAAUUGAAAAACAACAAAGAGAUCUUAAAGAGCCGACAAAAUGUUGAAAUACCCAACGAAUUCUUAGAAAAGUGAAUCAAACCAAUCAAAUGGAGUUUCUGUCCAAGAACUUGUGUUUUUCUUUAUUAUUUUUGAACAAUUUUGUUUUGUUUUCGUUCCGGUUAACGUUCAGCGUUCUGUUCAAACACAAAAAUGUUGCUGACAAUGCGGCGACAGAAUGAAUUGAUAGGCAGUCAGCAGCAUCCAGGUACAGCAUCGGUGGGCGAACAUCCGCCUGUAGCGACAUCGUCAUCGGCCACCACACAUGGCGGCACACCCUCGCCACCAGUCACAGGAGCAGCAGCAGGAACGUCCUUCGGAUUGAAUGGUCAAGGUCUCAGCUUAGUGCCGCCCUCCAGCUCCCAGCAGGAUUCUCUCAAUACGCCCACAACCCCUUUGCUGGGCCUGAGCCGUAAUCCUCUACAGUUUGCCGCCCCACCGGCACCACCGCCCAUUGCCGUGCAGCAGGGCGCUGCAGUUGCAGCUGCACCCACGGCCUGCAGUCCGGCCUUUGGCUACUACCAUCAACCCCCGGGCCCGAGUGGAGGUGGAGCCACGGCCACCAUCGGCCCGGCAUAUCUGCAACAGCAUCAUCCCCCGGGGCUGGCAAAGGGCGACUCGGGACCCACUGAGCCCCAGCACUCGGUAGAAUUGGACGAGUACGUGGACAUAUUGCAGGUGCAACAACUGCUCUUGGACUCGUCGGCGGCCGCCGCAGCGGCAGCAGCAAAUCAAAAUCCCCCGAAUCCCACGCCAACAGAACAGCAGCAGCAGCAACAAAUUGUGGCAAAGCCACGACCACGCAUCAAUCUACAAAAGGCCACGGAAUACGCGGCCCACAUAGCCCAAGCCGAAUCCUCAUCGCCUGGCACGCGUCGUGUCCUGCUUGAUUAUCCCAAUCCAUAUUUGUACGGCAAUCCAUAUCAUCAUCAUACGCCGCCAAGCGAGGACCUAGUGGCCCUUUGGUUUGGCAGCAAUGGCACAGGCGGCGUAGCCCCUGGAACUCCAUCAGCGGCCAUGAUCAUGGAAGGGCUUGAAACCCUGGUGACGCCAACCCAUCACUGCUCAUUCCUGCUCACCGAAUCGGCCGCUGCGGCCCAUUUUAAUGUCUUGAGCUUCGACACGUGCCUCUACAAGACGACCACUGCCGCCCAGAGUAGCAGUCCAUCGGCAGGUGGUGCGGGCACUGCCUCAGCCUCGUAUCUGAGUCCGGCCCAGUUUGGACAGACCUCGGCAGCGGCCUCCACAUCAUCAUCAUCGUCAUCGUCGUCGUCGUCGCUGUUGCAGCACUAUACCACAGCUUCGGCGGCGGCUGUUGCAGCUGCAGCUGCCCAUCAUCAUCAUCAACAGCAGCAGCACAACAACAGCAGUCCCAACAAUUCCGUUCUACGGGCUCGCAAUCAAACGGCCACACCCACGCAGGGCGGCAGUCCCAGCAACGUGGCCGUGCAACCGAGUGCCACGGCCAGCAGUGGUCGCAACUCGGCCUCGCAUCUGAGCCUGCUGAAUACCAGCCAACACGGCGGCAGUCCUGUCACAGCCACCACGGGCGAUCACACGGAGGGGCACAAGCAUCUGAUCGAGGCACUGCCGGGCGAUCUGAACACCCCGGUGACCACAUCCAGCGAUAUACCCUCGUUCUUCGGGCCAUCCACAGUGGCGGAGCCACCUCCAAUAACCGGCUCUAUUGCUUCAGAGGAUCUCUCGCUGGAACCUCAAGUGGCGCUAUCGGUGGGGAGUCCUGUUUUAUCAUCCGUUUGUAGUCCGUUGAAGGAGGAGCGUAGUACGCCGCCAGCAUUGACUAUCGUUAAGGAAGAAUCAAGUAAUAAUAGUUGUAAUAUGUAUCCACAACACAACAACAACAACAACACAUCAUCCGCAACAACAACAACUACAACAAAACAGACAACAAGCGAAAGCAACAACAACAACCACACAACAACAGAGAGCGUUGAUUCGCCAGUUAACACUCAACAACACCAACAACAACAACAACAGCUGCAUCAUAGCAACAACAACAACUCUCACCAACAACAACAACAACAGCCACAACACAGCAGCUCCCCGCCGCAGCAUCAGCAACAUCAAUUCCAACAACAACACCAAAUAUUACACCAACAACAAAAUCAACAACCACAACAACAAUUGCCACAUCAUCACCACCACCACCACCAUCAUCAUCAUCAUAAUAGUCAUCUACAGCAACAACAACAAACUCAACAACAACACCAACAAUCUCAACAACAGCUGCAACAACAGCAACACCAACAUCAACAGCUGCAACACCAACAACAACAGCAACUCCAACAACACCAACACUUUCAACAACAAGUACAACAACAACAACAAACUGGCAAAAUCUCAUAUCGUGGCAUUUUCACCACAACAGGAAACGCAAUGAAUGCCGCAGCAGCAGCCGCGGCUGCCCAACAGCAGCAGCAGCAGCAUCAGGCGCAACAGCAGCAACAACAACAACAGCAACUUCCUUCCCCACAAUUGAGUGUCCUACCCGGACAGAUGUCGCCGCCAUCAAAUAGUUUGGGCAACAGUUGGGGCCUCCCCUCGCCGGACAAGUCGCUCUUCCAGCCACCGAUGUUCGCACACUACGCCACCAUGCAACAGCAGCAGCAACAACAGCAGCAGCAGCAACAGCAACAAGCUGCCGGUGCCACACCCUCGCCAUACGAUGAUGGACGGGCAGCGGCAGCAGCAGCCGCCGCCCAGCAUGCGGAACUCCUGGGCUUGUCCAUGGAUUGCGCACCGUUGCUGCUGAAGCAACCGCCGCCCACAUAUGCGGGUCCCUCGGUGUCCACGGCGGGGUUCGCCAGCCUGGCUGAGCUCCAGAGCAGCCACGACCAGCUGCAACAGCAGCAGCAGCAGUAUGCCGUGCGCUCACAGCUCUCGAGCGUGUCUACGCCGAAAUAUCAAUGGCUGGACUCUCCGGCGGACUAUGCGCCACAGCAGCAGGUGCAGCAAGUGCAACAGGUGCAGCAACAGCAACAGAAUCUUGUCCUGCCGGGGCCCACAUCCUCGGCCAGCUCCAGCAAUGCCGCCCUGGGUGUGCUCAUCCCCAAGCAGGAGACCUAUCCCGACAUGCAGCCCAAUUCCAAUGGAACGGGCUACUCUGGGGCCUCCGGUGGAUCAGCAGCUGCAGCUGCUGCCGCCGCCGCCGCCGCAGCGGCUGCUGCCGUGCAACUGGCCGAAUAUAGUCCCUCCACCAGCAAGGGCCAUGAGAUACUGUCCCAGGUCUAUCAGCAGAGCACUGUGCCGCUUAAACUGGUGCCCGUCAAGCCGCGCAAGUAUCCGAAUCGGCCGAGCAAGACGCCCGUCCAUGAGCGUCCCUAUGCCUGUCCCGUGGAGAACUGCGACCGGAGGUUCUCGCGCUCGGACGAGCUCACCCGCCACAUACGCAUCCAUACGGGCCAGAAGCCCUUCCAGUGCCGCAUCUGUAUGAGGAGCUUCAGCCGCAGCGAUCACCUCACCACCCACAUACGGACCCACACGGGCGAGAAACCAUUCAGCUGCGACAUUUGUGGCAGAAAAUUCGCCCGCUCCGACGAGAAGAAGCGCCACGCCAAGGUCCAUCUCAAGCAGCGUAUCAAGAAGGAGUCCAAGUCACGGGGCGAACAGCAGUCACAACAGCAACAGCAGCAGCAGCAGCAACAGCAGCAAACACAGCUCCAACAGCAACAGCAACAACAACAUCUCCACCAGCAGCAAUAUCAGCAUCCGCAUCAUCAUCUGUUGCAUGCCGCCGAUCUGGCGAUUGUCACCUCAAGUGCGAGCAUGUAGAGUCUAGAGAAUUCAGCAUCAUCCAUUGAUCCGAAGCCACCAGCCGCCGGCUCGGGGAAUCUACAGUCCCUGCAGCAGCCCCAUCUCGAUCUAUCGCUGGCCAUCAAUGAGAGUGGAUUCCCGUUUGAGUUGACCUCCGAUUAUGGCACCAUAUCGCCGCUAUCGAGCCCCCUGAAAUUCAAUCAUCUGUGGGCCAAUCACGAGUACUACAAGGACAAUCCAUCCUCUGAGAUCUGAUCAAUCAAUCAAUCGCUGAUACUGAUGCUGAAUAAUCUUACUAGUUUGUAGUUGUAAUCCAGGGGUUGUGCUAGAUGGAGAAAUCAAUUUUCAAGACAUUAAAUCUUAAAGAAAAACCAUAUGCUACGAUAAAACAUACGAUAGUUAAUAUAUAUCACACAUCAAUGGAAAAAAAACACACACACAGAUUUACUAACCAUACAAAAAAAACACACACACAAAAUGCUGUUGAAAGUGAUCGAAAGUUAUCGAUAUCGAUCAAAAUAUCGAAAUUACAAAAACGUGGUGAUCGAAAAAAUAAUGAUUUCGGUCGAAAUGUUAUCGAAUAUUAUUUAUUCGAUGGAUUGAUGAUGAAAAAGUGAUCGAUAAAUUAUCGAAAAUAAUCGAAUUGAUGAAUAAACAUAUAAAAAAUAAUACAAAAUAUAAAAUAUACAAAAAAAAAUGGGAAAAUAUUUAACUUAUGUCUCUAAUACUGUGAUCUCAUGUGUAAUAAUUAUUAAUUUUAAUUUCCUUACAUAACUAAAAAAAAAAAAACAAAAAACAAAAA
Molecule: messenger RNA, 4675 nt
Organism: Drosophila pseudoobscura
Lineage: Eukaryota; Metazoa; Arthropoda; Insecta; Diptera; Drosophilidae
Gene: sr
Product: zinc finger domain-containg protein striped
Exons: 4
Coding region: 253-3891 (1212 amino acids)
Biological process (GO): embryo development; urogenital system development; regulation of transcription by RNA polymerase II
Cellular component (GO): nucleus
Molecular function (GO): RNA polymerase II cis-regulatory region sequence-specific DNA binding; DNA-binding transcription factor activity, RNA polymerase II-specific
Source: RefSeq, a predicted model, not a curated record